Molecule: messenger RNA, 1198 nt
Organism: Paramecium pentaurelia
Lineage: Eukaryota; Ciliophora; Oligohymenophorea; Peniculida; Parameciidae
Source: the annotation of a GenBank genome assembly
AAUGAAGAGAAUGUUAGUAAGAGAUUUUAUUUAUGAUCGUCUAUAUCAUCCAGUUGAAGGAUAUUUUGUUAAGAAUAUUCAACUAGGAGCACUCAAAAAUCCUAUUGAAUUUAAAUAAUUAUUAGGUUAUGAGGAUUAUACAAAAAAGUUAGCAGAAAAUUAUCCUGAAAAUUAAUGGUUAACUCCUUCUGAAGUUUUUAGACCUUAUUAUGGAAUAACAUUAGGAAAUUAUAUAAAUUAAUAAUUUCGAUUCACUCGUAAAGAGAAAUUGAGAAUUGUAGAAAUUGGUGCAGGAUAUGGUGCAGCAUGCGAAGGUGUCUUAUAUUAUAUGAGAAAUCAUUAACCUCAAACAUUUUCAAAUUUGGAAUAUCAUUUAGUUGAUAUUUCACCAGAAGCAUGUGUUUAAGCAGAAAAAAGAUUAUCUCAAGAUUUCAAAUAAUAAAUCAAAAAAGGAAAUUUACGAAUCUUUAAUUAAGAUUUUUUGAAUUACAAAUAGCAUACUUAAAACAAUGAAAUGUGGUUUUUUGUAUUUCUUGAAGUUUUUGAUAAUCUUGCCCAUGAUAAAGUAAUUGAUGGGAAAUAAGUUUAUGUCGAAAACAUGAAAGAAUAUACUGAAACAAUCACUGAUCCAUUAAUUAAUGAAGUAUAUGCUAUGUAUUAGUAAUUUAAAUAAUAAAACAAAAAUUAAGAUGAAAAUAUUGAAGAUAGAUUCUUAUUUAAUACAUUAAGAAAAUUGAUUAGUAAAUAUUAUGGAAAUUAGAAAGUAAUAUAAAAAAUAAUUAAGAGUCUAAUAGUAUAUUUCUACCAACUGGAGCAUUAUAAGUAUUGAAACAUAUCAAAUCUAAUUUUCAUAAUCCCUCUUUAGUAAUUGCUGAUUUUGAUUUACUCAAAAAUAACUUUACCCAAGAAUCUAUUAAUGCUCCAAUAGUAUCUAAAAAAUUGACUAAACCUCAUGAAAGAUUAGAUUAUGAAUCAUAUUUAGUAGAAAGAGGAGCUGCAGAUAUCUUCUUUCCAACAGAUUUCAAUUUUGUUUAAUAUAUGGUUAAACAAAUUUUAGGUUUGGAUUCUUAAAUCUUCAAGGCAUAUUAAUUUGCAGAUUAAUUUUCUUAGAGUUCUUGGACAACAACUAAAUCGGGUUAUAAUCCUUUGAAAGAGGAUUUUGGUAAUACAAGCUUUUUAGUCACUGAUCAUAGUUGAA